UAAAUCUCGUUGUCUUCGUACCUUAAACGUUGAUGUCGUUCACCCUUUUGAAGAAGUUUUGUUAGAUAGUCUGCAAAAGCACCAAGACUCCUUGGCAACCCCGUUACGGCUUCCAACACAUUCAAAAGAAUGGGUAGAAACUAUCUGGAGUAAUAUCGAGGGUUUUUUAAAUACUACGGAUAAUCUGCCUCCUACUUCAAUAAAAACAAGUGAAAUUUGGGACAUUCUUCUCAAAUUAUGUGGAUUGUAUAAUCGAAAUGAUUGUGAGCUUGAGCUAAUUAUGUCUAUUAUUGAGAAGGGACUAAAACUUGGAAAACUUUCUUUUUCUAUUUUGCACAGCGGCAAGUAUUUUAUAAAAGCCUUUAAAGAAUAUUCUGUAUUGAACAAAUUUUGUGACCUAUUUUAUCGGACGGUCACUCUUUCAGAUAAGACGUGGUCUGAUGUUUUACGGCUCGUAAGGCUCAUUGUUAACAGCAACUUUCACACUGGGGCAUCUUUGUUCCCCGAGAUCCUUCCCAAGCUGGACCAUUUGGUCCAAAAACUUUUAGCAGGAAACGAAUGCAUUCCUCUUUUCUGGGUUCUUGCGGAAGUUAUGCAAGGAAAAGAGAUUGGGGCCCAUCUAUCACCUUUUUUUACGGUAUGCGCUCUUGAACGUCGAGUGAGUGAUUUAUUCGAACGAUUCCGGUACUUCAGUAGCAUUCUGGUCUUUAAAGUUAGAUUUGAGCUGGUCCCUUACCUGAGCACCAUAAGUUACUGGGAGCUCACUUUUGGCGGAGCCACCAAUUACAAGAUGCUUAAAUAUUUGCCAGCAGAACAUGACGAUAGCGAAUUUCGCGAACACUUUUUUUAUCGGAUGCUCCACCAGCAACGGGCAGAUGAGUAUUUUAAGAAAUUGACGGAUAGCGACCACAAACGUCUGCAGGCCGCCAUGGCUAAGUGGAUUGCCGAUUUAGCGCGACAAGGGGAUAAUGCAGUCGCGGAGAAGGCUGCUGUCGAGAGAAAAUGGAAGUUGGUAGCCGACCAGUUGUGCUCGUGGGCGAUUGCUGGGAAGUUGGAUUUGCUUUUACUGUUGAAAAAAAUAAGAGAAGAAUAUAGGAGAGCCGCACGGUCUGAACUUCGGAGUAACAGAGUUGUGUGGCUUGUGGCCAGCGUCAUUGUUUCCGACAAAAUCCAGCAGGUUUUCAGACAGUCACUCGACCAUGCGUUGGGUGUAAUGAAAGAAGUUCUAUUUGACAAGACUAGCAAUAGGGAGAAGGUCGUGGACGAACCAGUAACCGACUGUUAUCUGGAAAGCUGUGCUGAGGUUGAAACAAUCUUUGACAUGUUAUUUAGUCUUCAAGAGAGUCACGCUGGAAGUCACCUGGACGUUCCUCUCAGCGACACCUCUACAGACGUCAAGGAUCUCGCGAUGGCCUGUUUGCUUAGAAGAUUGAAGAGCAUUUAUCAAAAUUGGCGGUUAGCCUUUGAAAGACUCUACCCGGUUAUCAAAAGCCCUCCGCUUGUAUUGCAGCAAAGAAUGGUUAGCACAAUGGUGGACUGGUUUCGCGCGGUGUUCUCACACGGGGGCAUGUCUGACGAUGAUUGGUCCACGAUUUGCGUCUUGAGCUUCUGCCCCGCCACCGAAAACCUCAUUAGGUUUAUCUACAGAAAACUCUCUGCAGAUGACAGCAAGGGGGAGUUGUGCUUUGGCCUGAGAUUCGAGGGGACUAAGACGCCUGUGUCUAUUCGUUGUUUGGACAACCUGUCCAUUUAUGUUAUACUGAAGUUUCUCGACAUGUUUAUAGUCGACGUACUUCCCCUCAAUGGACAGGACUUCCCCAAAGUUUUGUCGCCUGGAGCCCUGGAGACCUUCGCGAGAUGUUUCUACAUUGUGCCGUGCGCUGUCAACACGGCUACCCACUGCCCCGAGGCCCCCACAAAAAGCUACAAUGAAAAGUUCAUGUCUACUGCGCGUCAAUCCCUUUACCAGCCCAAAACAUUGCCAAACUUACGGAGCGCCCACAUGUUACUGGAGCUCGCGUCCUCUCGAUUAAUAUGCCACUUUCUAAGGCUUGCUGGCCUUACGCACGCCGUCCUGUACACCGUUAAGCGAGAGAAAGCUCCUCUAUUAAAAAAUCGCCAGCUCGCUUUCCAGUAUGAGACGCUCAUUAUCAAGUAUCUCCUGUUGCACGAAAUGCCUUUCAAGUAUUAUGGAAUACUCCUGAACACCAUCCUCGAGCAUCAUCGGAGUGUCAACAUCCGCCGUGCAGCCCUUCAUCACGGUGCCCUUCUACUUUCGUGCGGCUCAUCCUUGUUUUCGAUGGACACCCUCGCUGCUUCUUUUCCUUAUGUUUGGGUGGAUGCCAAAUGUAAAUACCACCAACCCGACCCAGUAGAGGAAACCCUCGCCGCCUGCUUCUCCAAAUGUUUUGAAGAAAGCGCCAUUUUUUUUUCUGAAAGAUCCGCUUCCCAUUUACCUGGUUACUUUACCUUUUUCAAAGAAGCAAGGCGGCAGGCCUGGUCGCCUCGCAUGCAUCCUGCGCGAGUACAAGUCGAGCUUUCACGGACUCUUCCCUCCGGAAGGACUGUAUAUGAGUUUUUGUCGGAAGGCAAAAAAAAGGACAAAAAAAAAGCGCAGCACUCUAAAGCCGCUGAUUUUGCUGCCUUUUCGACUCAUUUCCAGGAUCCUGGCCAUUCUCACGCGUUUCUAUGUGUUCUUUGGCUGGUGUGCGAGGGUGUACCUGGAAGCGCCCUCGCUACUCCGCUUCAAACGGCGAAGACUAUUCUUCAACUUUGGGAUUACGAAUCGUUUUCUUUUCUUGUUAAGAGCCUCGUGGAUUUUAUUAUCGAAGAGAUCUACACCUCCACCUGCCCGUCGCAUGCAACCCUUGAAGGGGAUAUCGAGGUCGCUAUCAAGGAGAAAGCUGCUUUGCUAGAAGCGUUGAUUUGGGAAUGGCAGAUUUUUACUAUGAACGAUGUAUUGUUUUCCUUAUGCGCAGGGGACGUGGACGCCGUCAGAGAAGACAUCUGCUUGGGACUCAUCGAAGAACUUUUGCAUGGUUCCGGGUUCAUGAGGCGCUAUGAACACUUUCUAGCGCUCGGCUAUAACCCAAAUUUUGAAGUCGAUGAGUGGGAAUGGACGGACAGACUUGUGAAGUUUCAGACGGAAUUUCCGGAAUACUUCCACUUCGAAAAACUGGCGGUUAAGCGUAGCGACGUUAAACCAGUCGAGCCCCUGCCACUCUACUACGACCAUCCCGUUAUACGCACUAUACCAUGUUUUGAGCUUCUUAUUCACCGGCUUAUUGAGUACGACCAGACGCAUCUGUUAGUAAAAGUAAUAACCAAUUUUUAAAAGGUACUUCUCUCGAGUUUUACGAAAAUUCCUGCUU
Zophobas morio is the source of this 3371-nucleotide messenger RNA. RefSeq lists its product as uncharacterized. Gene Ontology annotation, cellular component: mediator complex; transcription regulator complex. Gene Ontology annotation, biological process: regulation of transcription by RNA polymerase II; positive regulation of gene expression. NCBI's taxonomy places the organism in Eukaryota, Metazoa, Arthropoda, Insecta, Coleoptera, Tenebrionidae. The coding region runs from base 281 to 3334 and encodes 1017 amino acids. The record is from RefSeq and is a predicted model, not a curated record. The transcript has 30 exons.